GUUAGUAUCAAACUGCUAGCUAUCUAAUUUGUACAUUUCCAGAGACUUCUCAGACUUCUAUUCAAUAUUACAUAUUUCGUGUGCUUUUAUUCUAGCUCGUAAUUGCGAAAACGCGUACGUAUUGUUAGAUGAGCGUCUGAAGCAAAUGAACGUAGUCAUUAUUGCUCCUCUGUUGAAUGCAACCGGUACCGGCAAUCAUUCAACUUCGCAUCGUAUAAGCAAGCAGUUGCAAGAGUUGGGACACUCUUGCAUAGUAAAAAGUGUUGGCGACUUUCAAGACAGUGACGAAUUUUAUGCCUGGAUUCGACUUCACGACGUUCGAUCUGCACUAGCCAUUCACGCAUACAGAACCAGCGGUCUAAUUAAAGGUUUGGAUAUUGUGCCAUACAGUGUUAUAUUUGGUGGAACGGAUGUUAACGAACACAGCAAAAACAAAGACAAACUGGCAGUCAUGACAUCAGUUGUAGAAAAUGCAGAGUUUCUAAUUGCAUUUACCGACAGUUUGAUGAGUCAAGCAAGACGUCUCUGGCCAGAUGUUUCAAGACGAAUAAUCAAGCAACCACAAGCACCAUAUACACAUCCAUCAUCAUUUAAUUUUCGUCAACACUUGGAAGCGACUUGCAAGCUGUCCGAAGCUAGCAGUGCUUGUAUUUUAAUAUUGUUAGUGGGAGGUCUGAGACCAGUGAAAGAUCCACUAUAUCUUGUUCAGUCAGUGGCAGACUGGCAUAAAGAAGACAAACGAAUUUAUUUCAUCAUAGUUGGACCACGUCUGAGUGUUGACUAUAGCAAUGAAGUGGAAACUACUGUUUCUAGAUUAUCUGGUGUUUGUUUGUUGCCGCCAUUGGCGCAGCCUGAUGUUCAGUCGGCGGUUAGGUCUGCAGAUAUAAUUGUUAAUACAUCGAGGAGUGAGGGGACUUGCCAAGUAUUGCUUGAGGCAAUGCAGCUGAGGACUCCCGUUAUGGCAAGAGCCAUUCCUGGAAAUGUAGACAUUGUAACAGAUUACAAAACAGGGUUGCUGUUUACAUCACCAGAGGAGUUUGUGUUGAAAGCAAAGCAGCUUCUUUCAUCUCCAAUCAUGAAAGAAAGUCUGAUUGAAGAGGCAUAUGAUUAUGUUUGUCGUGUUCAUUCAUGGAAAGACGAAGGGCAAACAUACAGUAAAGUAGUCACAAAUAUGAUGUGCAAGCGAACAGAAUACAGUGCAACUGACCAGUGAAUGCCUGCAUACUCAUGCAGUUGUAACAUAUGGCGCCACUUUGCUGACAAAGCCAUUGCAUGAUGCAAACAUAUACCAUAUUGAAUAUGUGCAGUAAAUUGUAAUUUGACGAAAGCUUCAUAUAUACAUGGACGUGUUGUAAAGGUGAAUACCAUGAAAACAA
This is a messenger RNA of Corticium candelabrum, 1376 nucleotides long. Its product is annotated as glycosyltransferase 1 domain-containing protein 1-like. The record is from RefSeq and is a predicted model, not a curated record. Gene Ontology annotation, molecular function: glycosyltransferase activity. The coding region runs from base 146 to 1213 and encodes 355 amino acids. Lineage: Eukaryota; Metazoa; Porifera; Homoscleromorpha; Homosclerophorida; Plakinidae. The transcript is spliced from 11 exons.